Molecule: messenger RNA, 1420 nt
Organism: Bufo gargarizans (Asiatic toad)
Lineage: Eukaryota; Metazoa; Chordata; Amphibia; Anura; Bufonidae
Product: E3 ubiquitin-protein ligase DCST1-like
Exons: 5
Coding region: 653-1192 (179 amino acids)
Source: RefSeq, a predicted model, not a curated record
UCCUCCCUCUGUGUUGUUCUGUGGUGCAGUGAUAAGCUCCUCCCUCUGUGUUGUUCUGUGGUGCAGUGAUAAGCUCCUCCCUCUGUGUUGUUCUGUGGUGCAGUGAUAAGCUCCUCCCUCUGUGUUGUUCUGUGGUGCAGUGAUAAGCUCCUCCCUCUGUGUUGUUCUGUGGUGCAGUGAUAAGCUCUAGGUUGCGCUGAUUUGUCAGUACUGAUCAUGUGCUGGAUUUACAGCAUUAGUGGGUGGAGCUUUGCCCAAGUUCAUCAAUAUUCAUUACUAUAAACAGUUGUAAAAUGGCCGCCCUCAUCGCUAACGCCCAGGCGGUAUUAUUGCGCCAUUAUUUUGGUGGGCAGCAGCAGCACAUGGAGACAUCAUCCCUGACAUUAGGACAUGAACUAUGGGGCAGAUUUAUCCAAACUGUCCUUGUUAUCCACAGCAACCAAUCAGAGCUCAGCUUUCAUAAGCUAUGGAGAAAUGAAAGCAGUGCUGUGAUUGGUUGCUAUCGGCAAAAAGUCCUGUCCUGCUGUGGGUACAUAACGACGGAUGAUGCAAGGCUGAAGAGCGCAGUAUAUCAUGACUCUGGUCUGACUGAAAUCUCUGACGUGACGCCAUUUUCUCUUGUCUGGAUAUAGAAGACAUAAGAGAGGACAACAUGCCAAGAGAGAAAAGACCACACACAACUCUGAAGCGGGUCUGUGCCUCCGUUCUUCCCAACAUGUGCUUCAACUUUCUGUACAGCGACAAUGAAGAAUUCAAGGUCUCAAAGUUCUUCCUAGGAGCCUCAUUUGGAGCCAUCCUAGGACUUGGUGUAUACUUCUUGCUUGUGCAUCCGAUGAAUAUGCAUGAGGAAAAGAAGAUCAACAUCAUGUACGGGCUAUCAGGGACAUUUGCUUUUGGAUGGGCGACCUCUUCCUACUUUCGCUGCUCCACCCUUAUUCUUGUUCCUAACCUUCUGGGGAAAGAAGGCCGGACGAUCAUAGUCAUCGGUGUGAUUGCCUCAAUCUAUGCAGGGCCAGUUGCAAAUAUACAGAAGAAUGUUGAAGAAAUUGUAAGAUCUGUGAGCUGCACUGUGGACCUACAGAUAAACCACACUAAAGUGGUCUGGAAGGAGAUGACAAAGCCCAUGAAGAAGAUCGUCCAAGACCUGGUGGUGAGUGAGAAGUUUUAUGCUCUGGGAUGGAGGAAAACUUAAAAGGGUUGGCCCAACUCAGACAUUGGGGGGCAUAUGACUAGGAUAUGCCCCCAAUGUCUCAUAGGUGCGGGUCCUACACCUAUACUUAGAACGUAGCCCGCAAAGUCCCAGUGGGCCCACCGCACAAUUUGCCCCCAAUGUCUGAGAAGAGACAACCCCUUUUAAGGGUUUGUCCGACCAGUAGUUUCAAACAAAUGGUCACAAUGGCAUAAAGAAAAUAAAAGAAGU